Heterobasidion irregulare TC 32-1 is the source of this 1836-nucleotide messenger RNA. RefSeq lists its product as uncharacterized. The transcript is spliced from 6 exons. Gene Ontology annotation, biological process: mRNA splicing, via spliceosome. Gene Ontology annotation, cellular component: spliceosomal complex. The record is from RefSeq and is a predicted model, not a curated record. Lineage: Eukaryota; Fungi; Basidiomycota; Agaricomycetes; Russulales; Bondarzewiaceae. Bases 1 to 1731 code for a protein of 576 amino acids.
AUGGCUACCGCUCUCGCUGCAUCACUUCCGGCACCGAUUCAUGCGCCCGCCGACUCCGAUAUUGAGGAAGACUAUGUUCAGCCUUCUUCAGCUCCAACUCAGACUAUCACCUUCCGCUCUAUCGUCCCGGCCUAUGGUCAACGACAAGGGUGGAAGCCUUCAUCGCAAGAAGACUAUGGGGAUGGCGGUGCGUUCCCCGAGUGCCAUGUAGCACAAUAUCCCUUAGAAAUGGGUCGGAAGAAGGCCUCCUCUGGUAAUACACUCGCUUUGCAAGUCGACAGCGAAGGCAAUGUUCGCUACGAUGCCAUUGCACGGCAGGGCCAGCGGGCAGACAAAGUCAUUCAAUCGCAAUUCAAAGACCUCGUCCCCCUCGCACAUCGCAAAGACCUCACUGACGAACAGCGUGCGAUGGAGCGGCCCUCAGAAGAUGACGUACAGGCGACGACGGACAAGACGCGUGCCGCGCUCGAGAAGCUAGUGAAUGGAAAGAUCAAGGCGGCACAGCCGAAGAAUGUACCAGACAGCCAGGGGAAGACCGCAUUCAUCCGCUAUACUCCAGGGCAACAAAAUGGCGCCGGGCUGAAGCAACGAAUUAUCAAGAUGACUGAGGUUGUUGAGGACCCGCUUGAGCCACCACGGUUCAAGCACAAGAAGAUCCCGCGUGGACCGCCUAGUCCCCCGCCACCUGUACUGCGUAGUCCACCGAGGAAGGCUACAGCGCAGGAACAGAAGGAGUGGAUGAUCCCGCCAUGCAUCUCCAACUGGAAAAACAACAAGGGUUUUACCAUCCCGUUGGACAAACGUUUGGCAGCGGAUGGUCGAGGGUUGCAAGAUGUACAUAUCAAUGAUAAAUUCGCGAAACUUUCAGAGUCGCUGUUCGUCGCCGACCGACACUCGCGCGAGGAAGUCCGGCAGCGUGCCCUCAUGCAACAAAAACUUGCGCAAAAGGAGAAGGCCUCGAAAGAGGAAACCUUGCGUCUGCUGGCUCAGCGUGCUCGCGAGGAGCGGGCAGGUGUUGCACCCUCACGACCAACAGUUGAAGGUCAAGCUGCAAUGAAGACCACGCUUGCGGCCUACGGAAGUGAUAGCGAGAGCGGGUCGGAAGCAGAUGCGGACAAGGAUGAGGAGGGUGCAGCAAAGGUCCGGGACGAGAUGCGUGCAGAGAAACGGCGCGAACGCGAGCGGGAGAUGCGGAUGAACAACAUGGGCACAGAGCAGCGCGCAAAGAUGCUUGCGCGGCAACAGAACCGCGACAUCUCGGAGAAGAUCGCGCUCGGGCUGGCGAAGCCGACGAUGUCGAAGGAGUCCAUGCUGGACUCGCGGCUGUUCAAUCAGGAAUCGUUCUCAGCGUCGUUUGCGGACGACGAGUCGUAUGGCUUAUACGAUCGGCCGCUGUUCCAUGGAUCGUCCGCCGCAGCUGCGAUCUACAAGGCUCGCGGGAAUAUAACGGAAGGGAACGAGGAGAGUUAUGGUGGUGGUACUGAGGAGGGGAUCGGGAGAGCGCUCGACAAUGAUCGGUUUGGACUGGGUCAGGCGAAAGUCGGGUUUGAGGGUGCGGCUGACCAGGAGGUACGGGAGGGGCCAGUACAGUUUGAGAAGGAUACUUCGGAUGUGUUCGGUGUGGACAAGUUCUUGGAUGAGGCCAAGAGCGGGAGGAAGCGAGGACUGGACAGCGAAGCGGGUGGCGCGCGGAAACGGCAUCAGCUCGAGCGAGCGGCGGAUCGAGAGUAAGCUGGGCGCUGUUGUCUUGACUGUCGUUUCCAUUUCUCUCUGUGAUAUGGUCGGUAUUGUAUGUAUGGUAUCGCGUUUGCUCUAUUAUCAGGAAACUGAAAAUCC